Anastrepha obliqua is the source of this 452-nucleotide messenger RNA. RefSeq lists its product as uncharacterized. Bases 94 to 381 code for a protein of 95 amino acids. The transcript has 2 exons. Lineage: Eukaryota; Metazoa; Arthropoda; Insecta; Diptera; Tephritidae. The record is from RefSeq and is a predicted model, not a curated record.
AAAGCGCCAAGCGCAUGCGCAACGCGAAACAUUUACGUGUCGAACGCGCGCUAGUUCCCGGAAUCGAACAACUAUUCAGAAAAAUUUACAAAAAUGAAAAGCCUCAUCGUGUUUUGCACUCUCUUGGCGCUCGCAUUGGCACAUCCGCAACGUGAAGGUGCCGCGUACACCAACGAAGCCAUCCGUCAGGCCCAACAGACCUUCCUCAUACCGAAAGAUGCACAAAUUCAAAAUGUACAAGAAGGCAUUGAGCUGGGCGCAUACGAAGCAAUUCCCGGCAAUCAACGGAUAAAUCUCUUCGAGAUUCUCGGCGAUCAAGUACCCUCAGAAGUGAUAAACAAUCUGCAAGCGCAAGUCGAUCAGAUUGGUAAGAAUAAGUGAGCGUUGAGCGCGCAAUCGACGGCGUGUUAACUAAAUUGUAAUUAAAUUAAUUUUUGUUUUUGUUAUCUUCA